CUAUCCGCGUUGUCAGUCGGAAGUGGAAACCAUUCCCUCGCACUCCAUUGGACCGCCGCGCCGUCAGUCGCGCUGCCGAAGUGCUCGCAGCGCUCCCCGGCUCUCGGAGGUCUGAGAGCGCCGUCAUAUUGGCUGCUGGUGCUAGCUCGGCGGAGAAGAAACCGCCUGCUCCUGUGAAGAAUGGGAGUUAGCUGCUUGAAUUUUAUUCGGCCUUUUUAAAUGAUUUGAACUGGAACCAUACCAUGCUUUAAAGAACUCGGGAUGACACCUUCUGGUAUCGUCGGACCUUCUGCGCUUUCGUCGACACGGUGGCCAAGCCCAGAGGAGACAUGCCUGCUUCCUUUCAAUAGCCCCUUUUUCGCAGACAAAGAGGGCUGCUGAAUAGGGCUCUCAAAACGGCACAAGGGUCCCCGGACUCUUGUUGAAAACAAAUACGGCAAUAUGUGGAGCAACCUGAAAAGCAAAUGCCAAACUUUCUUUCACAACAGCUCGGGAUCUACUGAAGGCAAAAGUGACGAAGAUGCCGUCCACUGUGUACUGGAUCUCAGCCAUGGGAGUGGUUCAGGUGCGACUCAAGCAUCUGAAUUCUCCAGUUCAUCAAGUAGCCUCCUUCCAGUGCCAAUGGUAACAGUAGGACGUCGUCAUCACAACUGUGUCUCAGACGCACCUCAGAUAGUAGAGAUCACUAUCGAUAAGGAUUCAGAGGAUGUAGGUGCAGGACUAGGGGUUGUCCCUUUGGCUCGCAGAGACUCUUAUUCACGUCAUGCUCCUUGGGGGGGCAAGAAAAAACACUCAUGUUCCACAAAAACUCAGAGUUCAUUAGAGGUUGAUAGGCGGUCCGGACGCUUGCGAGGAAGUGGAAACCGCAGAGACAGACGUUGUGGAGCUUGUUCUAUUCAGGAGAUGAGCGACUCUUUGUCUGGAGGGCGCAGUUUGAAUGGUCGAUCAUUACGCCAGCGACUCAGUGACACUGUAGGCCUUUGCUUACCACUACCUGCUCACAGGCGCUCUUCAAAGAACUCCGUUAAUUCCAAGCGGAAAAUUCACCUGACUGAGCUUAUGCUGGAGACCUGCCCCUUCCCACCUGGUUCAGACCUUGCCCACAAGUGGCACUUAAUCAAGCAACACACAGCACCAGUCAGUCCACAUUCCUCCACAGCUCUGUUGGAAUCCUUUGAUUCAGUGCACCCCUCUCCUGAGGAUGAGGAAGAACGUCUGCGUGAACGCCGUAGACUUAGCAUCGAGGAAGGUGUGGACCCACCACCUAAUGCACAGAUCCACACCCUUGAGGCUUCUGUGCCAGGCUCGUCUGUGUACAAACUGGGACCAAAGAUGGCUCCUGGCAUCGGGGAAGCCUCUGGUGAGGGCCGAGCCUCAGGAACUGGUAGCUCUUUGGGAGCCUCAACAUCGGGGGCUUGUGGACAGGUGUCAGGGGCUACAGCUUCAGCUCAGGACACUGAUUCCGAGGAGGACUCAACAACCCUCUGUCUACAGGCCAGAAGACCAAAACAAAGGCAUGCCUCUGGGGAAGGUCACCUGAGCAGACAGCAGCCCGGGUCCUGGAAGGUUCACACCCAAAUAGACUACAUCCACUGCCUGGUGCCGGAUUUAUUGCAGAUCACAGCUCUGCCUUGCUACUGGGGUGUAAUGGACCGCUACGAAGCUGAGUCACUUUUGGAUGGGCGUCCUGAGGGCACUUUCCUGCUUCGUGACUCCGCUCAGGAGGACUACCUUUUCUCUGUCAGCUUCCGCCGUUACAACCGCUCACUGCAUGCCCGCAUUGAGCAGUGGAACCACAAUUUCAGUUUCGACGCACACGAUCCUUGUGUUUUUCACUCUUCCACUGUCACAGGACUGCUGGAGCACUACAAGGAUCCAAGCGCCUGUAUGUUUUUUGAACCUUUGCUUACAGCGCCUCUCCAUCGGACCUUUCCCUUUAGUCUGCAGCACUUUGCACGAGCUGCCAUCUGCCGCUGGACCACUUACGAUGGGAUAGGCUCUCUGCCGCUGCCCCCCGCUUUGCAGGACUUUCUCAAGGAGUAUCACUAUAAACAGAAAGUACGAGUCCGCUGGCUGGAACGGGAGCCACCGCUAAAGGUCAAAUAACGUUCUCUGUCCAAACCCUAUGAAAACUAUGGAGGAAGAUUACAGAACGUGAUAAAUGGCUCAUUAAAACCUGUACUUAAGGACGUACUGAUUUCAUCUUUCCACGGGAGGUCGGAAUUGUAAUGUAACAACGUAUACAAGAUUCAUUCUAAUCUUUAUUUUAGUUACUUCUUACUGAAAAGCAUAUAAUUAUAUUCUGUGUAGUGCUGCGUGGCAAGCACAAAUUAUUAAAUUCAGUGAUAUAUAAAAAUGAAUAUAUACACUAUAUAAAUAUUUUAGAUGAGGGCUGGGAGGAGUGGCACAAAUCUCAAAUGUUUUGUGUUAUUUACCCCGUUCUUCGCCCUAGACGUCUGCCUGAUCCCAAAACAUCACCCUGCCUGUAGACCUGCAUGCAUGCCUCCCUCUCCAUCCCAAUUAGUUCAAAUAGCUAGUUAAACCCACAUACUGUAGCUACUUUGUACAGGUCACUUUUAAUGCACUCAAUUGUUAUUCUUGUCAAAACACAUUGGGGAGCACCUUUCCAAGAGGGUUUUAAGGUGCAUUGUUGUGAACGCAUCAGGAAGUCCUACUGGUGUAUUGCAGUCCAAGCUUGUCUCAUGGAUAAAGCUACAUAAGCCACAUUCUUUGCCACCUCUUUGCACAUGAGCAUUAGCUAAACUAGAGACAGGGAAGGAUUCUGUGAGGGUCCACAGAGUUCAGUAGAUCAGGGAAAUUGUGCUUUUAAAAGAUUAUAGAUUGAACACGUGUUUCUCCAAAAACAGUGAUGGUGAAUGAUAAAUAAUAAACCAGCUUAUUGUGUCCUACAUUGUAAGGCAAACUUGUCAACUUUAUUCUCAUUGUAGUGAUUGACUUUGGCUUUUACUGCAAGCACACAUACGAUACAUUUCUUCUUGGUUGAAACUGAACCGUCUUACAGAAAUCUUUCAUUUCGAUUAUGACUUCAUGCUUUACAGACACUUUGAACAUUUUAGAGCGGGAACUGGGUCACAUUUCAAAAAGUUUUAGAAGAAAAUCAAUGAACAUUUUAUGGAUUUGCAUAAUGUUUCCAUCAAAGUUCCAUUUUGUUGCAAGCCAACCUGCACAGUGCAGUGCAAGUCGUUUGAGGGGCUGGCACAAUGGUGCUGAUGUCCUUUACGUUAAACUGUCAGAAGACACCCACUUAACAUAAAAUCAAUUCUUGUGUAACCUAUGUGCCUUUUGUAGUAAACUGUUUAUAUAGUUUCUUUAGUGAUUUAAACCUAGACCAAGUGGUGCUGAAUCACAUUGUGAUGCCGUCAAAUCAGACAGAAAUCUUAAAUAACAGGUCUGUGUGUGAGCGCCAAGCUUUUUUUCUUUGUUGGAGCACAUAAGAUCUUUGUAAACGAUGUCUGUUUACCGGUGCUGCUUGGAUAAGCUAUAAAAAAUGAAUUGAGGGUUGCACUGCCAAGGUUUUGGUUUCACUCACAUCUGGCAAUGUCACGCCAAAAUUACUUGGGCAUUCCUCAUUGAUUGAAAAGCAUCCGUUGGAACAAAACAUAUUUUCAAAUAUUGGCCUUGAAAGAGAUAUGCACUUUCAGUGUUGUCUAGUAUGCAUUGCUUUCUCCAGUUACACUCGUGCGGCAGCUAAGAAAGACUUUGUGGGUCCAAUACCAGCUCUUCUGUAGCAUAUAUUUGUGAUUUUCAAGCCCUAAACUCUGCUACUGUCUAGCAAAACUGAACCUAAUGAGAGGUCAAAGUUCAACAGAACAAUUUUGCUUGUGGAUCUAUGAAGUUUGUUUAAGGUUGUCUAUACACUAAGACGGCUAAGGGUAUACAGGAUACAACCCGCCUAACGUUUCCCUGUCCACACACAUUGCCAUCGUUUAAGCUUUGGUUUAAGACCCCUCCAUUCCCCGCCUGCUGGCACAAUGCGACCUAAUAAUCAUGAACGGAAAAUGGCAGAAGCGCAUAUAUUACGUCAUAGUCACCAUAGAAGUGUAUCCUUACCCAGCAUAUAAACAUUGAAGCUGUUAGACUAGCCAUAUUGUAGUGAAUCACACCUGAGUCAUCAUAAAUUAAUCAAUUGUUUAAUGGACAUGUGGAAGUAAACAAUGUGAUAAAGAACAUUUUGCAACAAUCAUUGUAGGGAUCUAGAUAUCUGGUCAGGACAUUUCUGACUCUUUUACCUUCACAUUCAUUGUCCAUUCUUGCAAUCUUGCCUGUGCCUGGAGGUUGAAAUUGGCGGUCGUACUCAACGGCCACGACCACUGACUUCGUUUAGCGACUCCUUCGUGGCUUCACAGUAAUUAUGGAGUACAAAACAAGCAUACGCAAGUCUCGUCGGCGAAGUCAUACAAAGCACAAGCUAUCUUGUUUUAUCACAUACACGGGAACCCGCAUUUUCUUUGUCUCCCUCUUCGACAAAUGGACAAAGUGUUUCACUAAGUACAAACCCCGUUUCCAUAUGAGUUGGGAAAUUGUUAGAUGUAAAGAUAAACGGAAUACAAUGAUUUGCAAAUCCUUUUCAACCCAUAUUUAGUUGAAUGCACUACAAAGACAAGAUGUUUGAUGUUCAAACUCAUAAACUUUGGGGUUUUUUUUGCAAAUAAUAAUUAACUUAGAAUUUCAUGGCUGCAACACGUGCCAAAGUAGUUGGGAAAGGGUAUGUUCACCACUGUGUUACAUCACAUUUUCUUUUAACAACACUCAAUGAACGUUUGGGAACUGAGGAAACUAUUUGUUGAAGCUUUGAAAGUGGAAUUCUUUACCAUUCUUGCUUGAUGUACAGCUUAAGUUGUUCAACAGUCCGGGGUCUUGUCGUAUUUUACGCUUCAUAAUGCGCCACACAUUUUCGACGGGAGACGUGUCUGGACUGCAGGCAUGCCAGGAAAGUACCCGCAUUCUUUUACUAUGAAGCCACGCUGUUAUAACAUGGCUUGGCAUUGUUUUGCUGAAAUAAGCAGGGGCUCUAUGUUGCUUGGAUGACAACAUAUGUUGCUCCAAAACCUGUAUGGACCAUUCAGCAUUAAUGGUGCUUUCACAGAUGUGUAAGUUACCCAUGCCUUGGGCACUAAUGCACCCCCAUACCAUCACAGAUGCUGGCUUUUGAACUUUGCGCCCAUAACAAUCUGGAUGGUUAUUUUCCUCUUUGUUCAGGAGGACACAACGUCCACAGUCUCCAAAUAUUAUUUGAAAUGUGGACUCUUCAGACCACAGACCACUUUUCCACUUUGCAUCAGUCCAUCUUAGAUGAGCUCGGGCCCAGCGAAGCCGGCGGCGUUCCUUUGUGUUGAUGAAUGGCUUUCGCUUUGCAUAGUAGAGUUUUAACUUGCACUUACAGAUGUAGCGACCAACUGUAGUUACUGACAGUGGUUUUAUGAAGUAUUCCUGAGCCCAUGUGGUGAUAUCCUUUACACACUGAUGUCGGUUUUUGAUACAGUACUGCCUGAGGGAUCAAAGGUGCCUAAUAUCAUGGCUUACGUGCAGUGAUUUCUCCAGAUUCUCUGAACCUUUUGAUGAUUUUACAGACCGUAGGUGGUAAAAUCCCUAAAUUCCUUGCAAUAGCUCGUUGAGAAAUGUUGUUCCAAAACUGUUCGACAAUUUGCUUACAAAUUGGUUACCCUCGCCCCAUCCUUGUUUGUGAAUGACUUAGUAUUUCAUGGAAGCUGCAUUUAUACCCAAUCAUGGCACUCACCUGUUCCCAAUUAGCCUGCACACCUUUGGGAUGUUCCAAAUAAAUGAUUUAUGAGCAUUCCUCAACUUUCAGUAUUUAUUGCCACCUUUCCCAACUUUUUUGUCACGUGUUGCUGGCAUCAAAUUCUAUAGUUAAUGGUUAUUUGGAAAAAAAAAAAGGUUUAUCAGUUUUAACAUCAAAUAUGUUGUCUUUGUAGCAUAUUUAACUGAAUAUGGGUUGAAAAUUAUUUGCAAAUCAUUGUAUUCCCUUUAUAUUUACAUCUAACACAAUUUCCCAACUCACAUGGAAACUGGGUUUGUACAAUCACAGCUGACCUGGACAUUGGAAAGUUCUCCUGCCGUUCCUCUGGCACAACACACUCGUUGACUAACAUGUCCCACCAGGCAGCCGUUCUUCAAGGCCUCAUCCAAAACCGCCGCUCAACAUUGCUAUGUGUCCAUCUGAGAUGUGAUGUUUCCGUAAUAGCUGCAAUCGCGCGUUGCCUUAUCUUAAGGUACUCGUGUGUGAUUUCUACAAGCGCCUGUACAUGUAAAAGAAGGAGAAACAUGGGCAUGUCUGGAUGAUUCACCUCUAUCCUUCUAUUGGUUACCUCCAAGUAAGUAGUUGUGACGCGUUCUUUCUGGCGCCGUUUCCUCUCUGAACUCCGUUUAUAAACGAUCAAUGAGUCCAUACAGAGCUAAGUGCCGGAGAUUCAAGAAAUAGACGGCGCACUUAACUGUGUAAAAAAUAUCCGAGGAGGGGAAUUUUAAACGAUGGGUUAGUUUGGCUGACACGGGGUUUAGGCUAAAUAAUUAUUUGUUUAAGGAGUUAUCCGGCCUAAUAUAGACAGGGCUUAAAUCUAAGUGUCAGGAUAGAUGUUCUCGCUAAAAAUCACCCUAGCUAUCAGGCUGUAAUAAAAUCAUCAGUAUUAACUUGAAAGUUCAAUGUUUCACAUCACUGUUUGAAAAUGUAUUGACUUGAAUGAUAAGCUUUGUGUUACUUAAAACCAUUGAACAAUGGCAAGAAGAAAUCUUAACGGUGCUUAAUUUCCCAAUGUUAAUAUUUUGUCAGCGGCAGAUUAUUGCAUUUGACCAUUGAGGAGAAAUUACAUUGUGUUUGUCUGCCAUUGUAGAAGAGUGUGACCAAAACUAACUACAUUUGUGUCAACUAUUAAGUAAAGGGUGCUGUCGGGGUUAUGCAAAAUCCCUUUCAAAGUAAUUUUCAGCAUUCUUCCGUAUUCACGAGAAGACUUAUUCUUUUUUUUUUUUGGUAAAUAUACUUGAAAAUACUAAUCAGGAAACCUACACCCAAGUAUAAUGAUGCUUUUACAACUCAUUUGGCUUAAUUUGUGUACAUUUAAUAUGAAAAUGUCUCAAAUUCUUAACCAAUAUUUAGUUUUCUCCACUCUUCUGUAAAGUAAUCAGAAUAUAUGUAACAUUUUUGCUUAAAAAUUCAUUAUUUAAAAACAAAAUGCAAGAGUGACUAUAUUGUCAGAAAUAAAAAGCCCUGCACUUGUGUUGGAAUUGAAAUGACCUCUGUACUCUCUCUGCUUCUUACUCCUUAUUAAUAGAAUCACUAUUUUCAGUGUUUAUUAGUACUGCUUACUGAACAGAUUACCUUUGCCAUUUGAAUGAAAAAGGUUGUUUUAGUUAUUCCAGUACUCAAAUUAUUCAACCUCCAUAAUAAAUUGCACUGUACUGUACAAACUUGUGGUAAAAAAAAACUAAAACAGAUGUUGAGCUAUUUAGGUAGGUGUUAUGUUUAUUUUCAACUAAUGCAAGGAUAUACAUUGCAAAAAACAACAUUUGUAACAAGGGUUGAAUAAUUUGGAGUUGGACUAUACAUCUCCAUGUGUUCAAGUGUGAGCCGUAGAGGACCUGACCUCACUGGUGUUCAAGUCUCAGGGUAAGGUGUCGACUGAAGUUAAGGAGCUAGUGAAAGUAAUGGCUAUGAUCCAGAGUGCUUCUGACAAUUCAGACCACAGUCUUUUCCCUUCUUUGGCCACGGGAAAUGUCAGCAGAAAUGCGCAUUUUUAAACAUUCAUUUCCACGUCAAAAUAUCAGGUCUGUGUUUUUUUAAAUGAAAUAUUGUAUAAUGCAAGGAUAGGAGUCAAAGGAGUGUCAAAAUAUGGAGUGAAGUAAAUUUUUUUAUCAGCAAUAAAGCACUAUGUAAGACAUCCUUGACUUCUCUGCGCAACACACAACACCGGAAAUGUGUCCCGUACAAACCCUUCCAACCAGAACUCUUAACAAUAACAACAGUUUUGUGGGUGAAUAAUGUAAACCCACUACAAUAUAAAAAAAAAUAGGAUGCAAAGAAAAUGUGUUGAAUGCUCGCCUAAACCGCAGGUUCUUACUGUUCCUCUUGACUAAAACCCGCACUGGAUUUCAGGACAGUGCGCCUGAACAAGCUCGCUAGUUAUCAUCUCGCUAUCUUACUUGUCGCCGCUUGUCGCUCUCCGAGCCACAGCGCUCACUUUGCUGCUAAUCAUAUUUGGAUGAUUACAAUCCGAACACUGUUAGUUCCUAACCAGUUGUAGCUGUAGAGCAUUUAUCAAUAGCCAGCGACAAAAUAUAUUUUUGACGUGACUGCUGUAAACAGACGUCACAACACUGGAAGUGUACUAUCUGAGGGGGUUUGGCUGUAGGAUGGAGUUGCCAACGUUUUGUGGGGGUUUUUUGCAUGCAUGUUACAGAACGUUACAUUACAUUUUCAAUGAUAAUAGUACAUUUCCUAAGAAAAACUAACAUUUCUGUGGUACAUUAAAUUGGAUUGUCAAAAAGCCAACUAAAAGAUUGAAAAGAGGUUGGUCGAUAAGAACCAAUCUAAAAGUGAUAUAUAGUGUAGAAAUGUACCCAAUUGUUGGAAACGUAGUCUCCAUUUCCAAAAUGUUCUUUGGGGGCUUGCUUGGGAACACUUCGGCAGAUAGAAAUUUACCUUUUUUUUUGUCAGUUGUCCUCCUUUUUUUCCUCAAAGGGUGCUCACAUGCUUGCCUGUUGAAUGAAUAGCGCUUUGUGUAUUUGUGGAAUACAGUAUGACUGCUGAGUAGAAUCAACCCUCCGUGAUUUUGCGAAUUGUUCACGACCUUGCAACUUUGUCCAAUCUUUGUAAUUCCCCCCACAAAUUGUAUCACAAUAGACACUUAAAAAAUUUGGGAUCUUAAAAUGUGCCCCGCACUUGAGUUUAAUGUGUAAAUUACACGUUUUGUUAAUUUUUUGAAACACUGUGCUUUUUGGGCUUAAGGUUACAUAGAACACUUAAACCAUUGACAAAAGUUCUUAAAACCAUAAGCUGAUGCAAUGUCAUUAAGCCUCAAGACACUGCAUUUUUGUGAAAAAACUGAUGCGGACUCGGACAAUACUGGUUUUAGGACAGUGAUGCCUGGAUCAACAGGUUCAAAUAAUUGCUACAAAACAGUAUUUGGGGAAUUGAAAGAGAAUUAGUAAAAAUACAAUGUAAUGAGAGAGCCAUGAUUACUCAAAGUAGUAUUUUUCCAACUAAAGAAUAUACCAAGAACAGCUUAUGUUACCAUUAGUGGUUUAACACAACUUGGCAUACACAAGCCAGUCCCAGACAAGCAACAGUCAAUUUGCAGUCAACUUAUUAUGAUGGUAAUUAGUAGCUGAACUUUGGGAAAUCGAUAUCUUAGCUGACAACAUACAUAACUGUGCGUAUGUGUGUGUGUGUGUGUGUGUGUGUGUGUGUGUGCGUGCGUUUUGUGGGGCGUACUUAGGCAGUAUGCAAUCCUUAAAAAGUUGGUGCGUAAAAUUUCAGUCACUUUAAAUAUAGACAAUUAUAUUACUAAUAUUCUAAAUGUAUAAUUUAAGAUUAAGAAAAUAUUAAACUGUCUCUUUGUAAAAUUUUGAAUGUAUUAGUAUUUCCAUAACAUUUUGGGUUCAAUACUGACAGACUUCAAAUGAACAUUUUUAAAGUUCCGGCCGUUAUUUUUUUGAGGACCCUUCAUUGUCAAACUGAUUUAAAAUGGAAAGAUAGGCGUCAUGUUAUAAUACCUAAUGGCUGCACUGUACUAUUAGUGUAAAGCAAGAUUUGGAAAACCGCAAAAGCUGCGUGAUUGCAGUUUAGAGUCACACCUUUCUGCCGACUCAGCGUUUGAGUGUUGACUGUUAGGGUCAAUGGCUCGUAUGAACACUCUACUCUGUCCCACUCCUUUUUACACUCGGGCAGGCCUGGUCCAGUAAAGGCCUCCCAAAUAUUUGGAAGUAUGCACAUAUAAAACAAGGCACAAUUGAUUAACUCAGUAAAAGAGAUUUUCCAUAGUUCGAGUAAAUUCUUUUAGACAUCUGUUGUAAAUUCUGUAUGCAUUUUGACACCGUCCUUCCAUGCAAUGGAGUGUAACGUUUGCCAUCCUGCCGCUUUACUGCUGCAUGUCCAUGAUAGUGCAGCAAAAUGAUGGCAACUAAAGAUCUUCCUAUCGCCCAGACUGACUUAUUCUGAUCCCUUUUAAAUGUAGGACUGUGGCCGCCACAAGGUGACCGAUCACAAAAAUAUCCCUUUUUAUGUUUCUCCUGCUUACCUACAUUUUUUUUCAGCCUGGUAUGAUUUAUAGCGUGUAAAUGGCAUAAUAAUCAUGUUCAUGUUUCACUGUUCUGUGUGUUUGCUUCAUCAGUCAUAAACAGCAAAAAAAAAUACGAACUGUUUUUCAAUGUAACAUGUUCAUUUGAAAGAUGCGAUACAUAUGUAGCUGUCACUCUUGGUGCUUGGCUUCUGCUUCAUUGUCUUAAUAUUCCAAUAAAAGUGUAAAACCACACUGACAUGAAAUGAAGAAA
Nerophis ophidion (straightnose pipefish) is the source of this 10524-nucleotide messenger RNA. It is a transcript of the gene socs5b, whose product is annotated as suppressor of cytokine signaling 5b. Gene Ontology annotation, biological process: intracellular signal transduction; phosphatidylinositol phosphate biosynthetic process. Lineage: Eukaryota; Metazoa; Chordata; Actinopteri; Syngnathiformes; Syngnathidae. Gene Ontology annotation, cellular component: phosphatidylinositol 3-kinase complex. The coding region runs from base 442 to 2106 and encodes 554 amino acids. Gene Ontology annotation, molecular function: 1-phosphatidylinositol-3-kinase regulator activity. The transcript has 2 exons. The record is from RefSeq and is a predicted model, not a curated record.